Messenger RNA from Lactuca saligna, 987 nucleotides. The record is from the annotation of a GenBank genome assembly. NCBI's taxonomy places the organism in Eukaryota, Viridiplantae, Streptophyta, Magnoliopsida, Asterales, Asteraceae.
AUGCACACUUCUCGAUCCCCACAAAGGAUCCUCCUCACACACGUAAUUAGACGUGAACACAAAAAAGAAUAUGGUGUUGCCUCCUUUUAUACGUUACAUGCGGAAGACCAAUUGCCAUUGUGUGGAUACAAAGACAUAACACCAGUCAAGUUUCCAAGAAGAAAUGUCAAUAUUGUUGGUUCAUGUAAUGGAAUUCUUCUACUGUAUGAAAAUGGUGUAAUUAGUCUAUGGAACCCUUCAAUCAUGCGCCAACUAACCCUGCCUUAUUGUCCUCUUCGGAGGUGCUCUGGUGAGAUGGCGAUCGGGCUUGGAUUCGACCCAAUGACUGAUGAUCACAAGGUUGUGAGUAUUCCUGCAUAUGGAAAUGGAAAUGGAGAAAGUUCAUUCGUUUACACCAUCAAGACCGGUGCUUGGCAUACGAUUGCUUCGCGUAUGCCUUUGUAUGAUGACGUGAAAUCAACGACGAGUUAUCUCAACGGUGUAUUGCAUUGGGUGGUGGGACAUUCUUUGCCUAAUUCAGAAAAAAGACAACUUUGUUAUAAUAUAAUGACAUUCGAUUUGAGCAGUCAUGUUUUUGGCAUGAUUGCUUUGCCAAAACCCAGUUGGCCAAUCCACCAAGUAACAACCAUCCAAGGUUCUGUAGCUGUGAUUUCUAUGGAAAAGCUUUUCGAUGACAGUUGGAUUUGGGUGAGGAGAGAUGCAGAUGCUUCUUGGUCUGUGAUUUUUAAAUCGAAAACAAAUCAAAUUCAAGCAGGGGUAAAGACAGUUUUGGGACUGACCAACAAUGGUGAUUUGUUGCUAGAAACUUACUUCCAAGGGCUCCAAGUUUAUAAUCCUAAGAAAAGGUCGAGAUCAAGUCUAGUGAACUUUAAUGAUGAUUCUUUUUUAUUCGAUAUGGAUACGUUUGUCGAAAGCCUUCAGUUGCUUCACAUGGGGACUGCUUGCAAAGUAAACCAUCUUUUCUUGCAAGAAACAAAGAGAAAGUGA